Molecule: messenger RNA, 2480 nt
Organism: Diorhabda sublineata
Lineage: Eukaryota; Metazoa; Arthropoda; Insecta; Coleoptera; Chrysomelidae
Product: probable ATP-dependent RNA helicase CG8611
Exons: 9
Coding region: 114-2441 (775 amino acids)
Biological process (GO): ribosome biogenesis
Cellular component (GO): nucleus
Molecular function (GO): ATP binding; nucleic acid binding; RNA helicase activity
Source: RefSeq, a predicted model, not a curated record
GUAUCUAUGGUUCUAUGUGACAUGUGCCACUAAAAGAAUAUAACCUCACAAUUCGUAAACAAUAUUGUUUGUGUAAUCUAAUUAUUUUUAUAUCUCGUAUUUAUAUUAGUGGUAUGACUUCUUUUAAUUUUGUUUGGAAUAAUGAUAGCAAAGCACCCAAAAGCGCUAUAGUAGCCAAAAAAAGAAAAAAACAAAAUGAAAAUGUGGAUAUAUCUAAAAAGUUAUCGAAAACCACAGAGAUAUUAGAAACUAGCAUUGUAGGUGUUAAAAAUGAGAAAAAACAACGUGAACUAAUAGUAAGUAAUAGUGAUGAUAAAGCCGAAACUUCAAACAAAGAGUUUAAUAAGAAAAAGUUUAAUAAAAGUGAGGUUAGAGUUGAUAAAAUAGCGGAAUCGACUAAAGAAACAGAUACUGCGAGAACAUUUAUAAAACGUAAAUGGAAAAAAGACAAAUUAGCAGCCAAAAAAGCAGCAAAAGAAGGUAAUCCAAUACCAUCAAGUGAAUCUACGAAAACACCUCAACAAUAUUCGCUAUUCAACGUCGGACGUAAAGAUAUAUAUGUUAAAGGAAAUUCAAAAGGUAAAUCGGUUGUAGAAAAAGUAUUUAGUACAAGCAAAUCUUUCAGUGACUUGGAAAUACACAAAUAUAUAGUUUCUAACCUAGAAAAACAUAAUUUUACAACAUUAACGAACGUACAAGAGAAAGCUAUACCGGUUAUUCUGAAAGGACGUAACGUAUUGAUUAGAUCUCAAACUGGUUCGGGCAAAACAUUAGCGUAUGCCGUUCCAAUUCUAAAUUCCGUACAAUCCAUAACCCCCAGAUUACAAAGAACCGACGGAGUACAAGCUAUAAUCAUAGUCCCUACUAGGGAAUUAGCGCUCCAAACGCAAGAAUUACUAAAAAAAAUAAACACUUUCCAAUGGAUCGUCGUCGGUAAUUUAUGCGGUGGUGAAAACAGAAAUACGGAAAAAAAUCGACUCAGAAAAGGAGUGCAUAUACUUGUAGCAACACCCGGUAGAUUAUUGGAUCACAUGUUACAUACAAACGCAUUUAAAACUCAAAACGUACGUUGUUUGGUUUUAGACGAAGCAGAUCGUCUACUUGAUAUGGGUUUUAAAAAAGAUAUUGUAAGCAUAGUAGAGGAGCUCGAUAGAGCUAAAAAGAACGCGGAAUACGACCCUUUAGGGUUACUUAAAAAGACGUUAGAUGAAGAUAAUAAAGUCGAAGAAGAUAUUAAUAGCGAAAAAAUGCCUCUUGCGAAUGUUUCUUGUAAAUCAAGACAAACUGUUUUACUAUCGGCCACUUUAACUAAAGGAAUAGCGGAAUUGGCCGAUUUUACAAUGAAGGAUCACGUGUAUGUGGACGCUUUGGAGGAAUUUACGACACAAAAUCCUGAAAUGAUGGUGAUACCUGAAACGGUGAAGCAGAUGUUUAUCGUAACUCACGUCAAACAUCGUUUAUUCACUUUAUCCGCUUUGUUGCUACACCAGUCGAAGAUCAAUUCGAAGGUUUUCGUUUUUAUGGGUACUAGUAAUAUGGUGGAUUAUCAUUACGAGUUGUUUACGAGAUUUUUGGUUAAAAUGCCUAGAAUUAGGGGUGAAUUGAAUAGACAACAACUUGUGUUGGACCGAGAGGAAUUCGAUAGUGAUGAUGAGGAAGUUGUUGUUGAUGUGGAAUUUUUCAAGUUGCACGGUAAUAUGGAUCAGAGUGCUAGGAAGGAUGUUUUCGGUAGAUUCAGGGCGGCCGAAAAGGGAAUUUUAUUAUGUACUGACGUUGUGGCGAGAGGUAUUGACGUACCGGCGGCAGAUUGCAUCGUUCAGUAUAACGGUCCACAAAGUAUCGAGGAUUAUCUUCAUAGGGUAGGAAGAACCGGUAGGGCAGGUAAAUCUGGUACUUCGUUCAUAUUUUUGACGCACGAAGAACAAGAUUUCGUUACCCAUAUGGAAAAACAUCGAGUAUAUUUACAAAAGCAGGAAGCGGAUACGUUUUUGUCGAAUUUGAGCGACGUAAUGGACGAAAAAGAUCGCGAACAAGCAGCUACGGCCCUCCAGAGACGUUACGAAAAGGCAUUAGAAAACGACAAACAGCUACACAAAUCCGCGUGUAAUGCGUAUUCGUCAUGGUCGCGUUUUUAUAAUACGUAUUCCAAUAAAAUGCGACCGAUUUUCGAUUUCAAAAAAGCAAAUUUGGGUCAUUACGUCACUAGUUUCGCUCUAAAGGAAACCCCCACCGCCGUCGCUAGAUUGGUAAAAGGACAGUUCGUCAAAAAAGAACCCCGCAGGCUCAACAAAAAACUAGCAAAUCACGAAAACGAUAUUCCACUACAGAAACCGCCGAAAAAGAAGAAGAUCAAAUCUGUCAGUUUAUCGACUUCCGAAUUUUCAAGUGGACUGGAACCGGUCAAAAAGAAAAAGAAGAAGAAUCUCGAUAAUGACGAUUAAUGUUUUUUAUCAACAACAAAAUAAAUAAUUUUAUGUUGA